Sceloporus undulatus (fence lizard) is the source of this 3093-nucleotide messenger RNA. RefSeq names its product kinesin family member 9 (gene KIF9). The record is from RefSeq and is a predicted model, not a curated record. Gene Ontology annotation, molecular function: ATP binding; microtubule binding; microtubule motor activity. Bases 280 to 2709 code for a protein of 809 amino acids. Gene Ontology annotation, biological process: microtubule-based movement. The transcript is spliced from 21 exons. Lineage: Eukaryota; Metazoa; Chordata; Lepidosauria; Squamata; Phrynosomatidae.
CACGUCACGAACACGCCCCUCUUUCCCUCCCGCUGCCCUCAGGCGCUGCUGACGUCAUCACGAAGCGGACCGUCGCCGCGGCAACGGCGCACGCCGGAAGUGGUUCCGGCCGUAGCAACGGCGCAACCCGGAAGUGGCCGUCGCCCUAGCGACGGCGAGCUUCUCCUUUUUCCCCCUCCCAGUCAAUGCCUUCCGCUAAUUAUCGUCCCUCUUGCCGCGAAUGGUUGAGGCCUCUGGAGGGUCCCGUCCGCACUACGCAGCGAUAGCGGACCCAUCACAAUGUACGCCAGUUCGAAGAGAGUUACUGCAUUUGCACGAGUCAAGCCCACGGCCGAAUUUCCUCAAGACAUGAUCAAGUUUGGGGCGGAUAACAAGACCAUAGAUAUAUACAUUGAGAGAGACUACUCAAAAGGAAUUGUCAACAACAAGCAGACAGAUUGGUCUUUUAAGUUAGAUGGUGUUCUUCACGAUGCCACUCAGGAUGCAGUUUAUGAGGCAGUGGCACAACGUCUGGUCACUCAAGGCCUUAGUGGUUAUAAUGGUACUAUAAUAUGUUAUGGGCAAACCGGAGCUGGUAAGACUUUCACCAUGACAGGAACAACAGAAAACUACCUCAAUCGAGGGCUCAUCCCCCGAGCUAUACAACAGGUAUUCAAGUCAGUGGAAGAGCAUGGCAGUCAGUUCAUCACCGUUCGGAUUUCUUACCUGGAGAUCUACAACGAGACCAUCUUUGACCUUCUAUCCAUGAUGCCCUCGGGCGCAGCCAUUGACACACCACUGUCAGUUGUAGAGAGCCCACAGGGGGUCUCUGUGAAAGGGCUGACUAUACAUCCUGCACCAAAUGAAGAAACUGCUCUAAAUCUCUUGUUUGAGGGUGACACUAAUCGGUCUGUUGGCCAACAUGCCCUGAAUAAGCAUUCUUCCAGGUCCCACUGCAUCUUCACCAUUUAUAUUGAGUGUCAUUCCAGAAUCCUUGCAGAUGCCAGAUAUGUCACCUCCAAAAUUAACCUGGUUGAUCUGGCAGGCUCAGAGAGGCUGGCAAAGAGCAAGUCAGAAGGCCGUGGACUGAAGGAAGCCACUUACAUCAACAAGUCUCUGUCCUUCCUUGAACAAGUAAUCAUUGCAUUGUCUGAUCAAAACCGAGAACAUGUGCCCUUCCGCCAGAGCAAGCUCACCUACAUCCUGAAGGAUUCACUAGGAGGGAAUUGCAAUACGGUCCUAGUGGCUAAUAUCUGCAGCGAACCCAUUCACAUUGUGGAUACGCUCUCCACCCUUAGGUUUGCUACCAGAACAAAAUGGGUGACUACGGAGCCAGUUGUCAAUGAAAAGAUCGACUCAGAGCGAAUGGUGAAAAAUCUGGAAAAAGAAGUCCUUUACCUGAAGGAAGAGUUGGCUAUGCACAACAGUUUGCUUAACCGUCCCCCAGUGUCUUAUGAGCCCCUGAAUGAAAUCCAGAUAGCAGAGAUCAACUCUCAAGUUCGCCGGUACCUUGAAGGAACCAUAGAUGAAUUAGAUAUUGUGAGCAUCAGACAAACCCAUGAAGUAUUCAACCAAUUCAAAGCAAUUUUGAGCCAACAAGAGCAGGAAGUGGAAUCCAGAUUGCGGAGCAAAUACACCCUGAUAGACAAAAAUGACUUCGCAACCCUCACUGUUGUUCAAAAGGCAGGGCUGGUUGAUGCAGAAGGCCACCUGGUUGGGGAAGUCGAUGGACAAGGAUUUGGAAUUGGAGUGGCUCCUUUCUCCUCCAAGCCCGGAGGGAGGAGAACAAAAACAAAGAAGGGCAAAGAGUCAGCCAGCCCUGCAGUGAAGAAGGAGGGCCUGGCAAGUCCACAGUCUGGGAAAGACCUGGAGUCCGUCUCCUUGUCGCGCAGCCAGGUGGCGGCAACCGGCAAGGAGCUGGAAGUCAAGGAGACCCGGGAGCAGGACUCUGUCAGCGUUGAGACUCAUCGCUCAGACUCUGCGCCCAAAGAGGAAGUGCCCACCAGGCCCAGCUCCCCCCCUACGAAGACAGCUGCCUUUGAGGACUUCAAGAGCGAACGGGGAAGUGAGAUCAACCGCAUCUUUAAGGAGAACAAAAGCAUCCUGAAUGACCGCAGGAAGAAAAUGAAUGAGGUGGCCCACAGGGUUAACAUGCUGAAGCAGGAGAUGGACACCACCCGACAAGCCCUGGAGGCUCAGAAGCUGGAAAGGGAGCAGCAGGGAGAAUACUUGAACGAUGAAGGACAAAUCAUCAUUGACGAGGAGGAAUUCCUGUUGAUCAUAAAGUUGAAGGACCUGAGGAAGCAGUACCGGGUGGAUUACAACGAGUUGCAGAAACUCCGCUCUGAGGUCCAGUACUGCCAGCACCUAGUGGAUCAGUGCCGCAACAGAUUGCUGACAGAAUUUGACAUCUGGUACAACGAGUCCUUCCUGAUCCCGGAGGAGGUCCAGGAGGCGCUGAGGCCUGGAGGAACCAUCAGGCUUGGCAUGAUUCCCAUUAACAGGGUCCUGACCCUGGAUGAAGAUGAUCAGGAGAGGUUUGACCGGAUGCAACAGGAAGUCCUGCCUUUCUGCCCAGCUUCUGUCUCCUUCUACAAUGCUAAAGCAAAGGUGGACCGUAAGCACAAGUAUUCUCAAGCGAUGGCUACCCUUGAGCAAAUGAGGAAGAAACCUGGGUCGGUCCAAGCAGCCGUGAAGAACAAACCCCCCUCCGCCCUUGAUAUCAUGUAGCCAGAAUGCCAGCGGAUUCAGCUCUCAUUUCUUACAAGAGGAACUCGGGAAAGAGACCCUCAAGUGUACAAGCCAAAAAAAGUUUAAUUUCAGGACAGAAAGGCAGCAUAAUAAAACUGCAUUUCUCAAGUAUUAUCCAGAACAAGCUGGUAUGGAACCUCAUUCCAGCAACUGGUAUUAUUCACUGAGGUCAGUAUUUUGGUUAGGAAGAUCAAACAUAGGACUGCUGAAAGUGGAGAAAGGAAGACUUUGCGUACUUGAGUUUGGCUUCAAAUAAUAUAUGCAGAUUUAAUAAACACGAGGAAUGGUACUCUAACGACUGCCUAAUGUGUUCUCUUCACAGAAAGCUAGAGAGAGAAUGUAGGACUGGCUUCAGGACCUGGG